Phyllopteryx taeniolatus (common seadragon) is the source of this 4631-nucleotide messenger RNA. RefSeq names its product raftlin-like. Bases 757 to 2619 code for a protein of 620 amino acids. NCBI's taxonomy places the organism in Eukaryota, Metazoa, Chordata, Actinopteri, Syngnathiformes, Syngnathidae. The transcript is spliced from 11 exons. The record is from RefSeq and is a predicted model, not a curated record.
CCUUCUAUGUAAAUAAAAUUGACCUCACGGGGUUAGGAGAAAUAUGACUUAAGUCGACUUUUAUGUUUUUGUUGUUGGUGUUGUUGUUUUUUUGUUUGUGUGCGUGAGAAACAACUUCCAAGUGACUGAAGACGACAGGUUACCAAAUGACUGUUUUCCCCACAUUGGGCACCAGGGGGCGCUACCGCCUCGCGAAAAAUAAAUGCUAACAACCACCGCGACACACCUGUUUCCUGUUCACGAGGCCCACAAGGAAGGAAUGAAGAGACUUGAAAUCAAAGUAGAAUCGAAAAUAAAUACUUCCUACUUCACCACACCACCCCAAAGUGAGCGUUAUCUUAUGAUGGAUUCUUCAGCCAGUCGAGUGGAAGCUGCGCGGCAGACGUGGACACGAGGCUGCCGGGUCACAACACUUCGCACCCAGACGAUCACGUGAACGCGCACGCACGCACGCGCGCACACGCGCAGGGGUGGAGGGGAGAAGAAUAAUAAGGAGGAGGAGGUGGUAAAUAAUGUGACAGGAUGUGGUUUCCCUGAGCUGGCAGAACAUCUGCGCGCACCAAGCGGGGACUUGGAGCGUUUUCACCCCGCGUGUGGAGGACUGUGUUCAGCCAAGGGGGAGACUGAGCUCGGAACCGACACUGCCUUAACCCGACCAUCCUUCGUCCACGCGUGGGAUGCUUCUCUCCGCGUGACGCACGCACGCUCUCUACUUUGAUCCACAGCGAGAGGGUUGACGGUACACCGAGCGGCAUCAUGGGCUGCGGACUACGUAAAAUGAAGCCCGCCUCGGAGGACAAGUCGCCGGGCAAGAUUUACUCUACACUGAAGAGACCUCAGGUCGAAACCAAGGUGGGCAUGGCCUACACCUACCGCUACCUGGACUUCCUCAUCGGCAAGGACGGCGGGACAUCCACGCUGCGUCUGUCAUCAGUGCGAGAGCUGCCAGAACAGUUGCAAGAUCUUUACCAGCAGGGUUUCCUCCUGGCGGCCAUCCACCCAUUCAUCCACCCCUGCGGCCCUGGCUCCAACAGCCCGCAACACCAACUCUACCGUGCCAUCCUGGUCCAGAUCAGCGAUGGGGUGGACAGGAGGCAGGCGGUGUGCCCGCCAUGCAGGCUGCAGCUGGAGCAGUGUCUGCCCGCAGAGCAGGUGGCAACCCCAGAGCUCAUCCAGGGAUACGUCAAGAAGCAGAUCCAGGACGCGGCCGACCAGGGCGUUACAUUCGUGGGCUUUGUGCAGGAACCCUACGGAGCACCCUGCACCAUGAUCCCAGAACCAGACACCCCCACGCUGUCCCUGCACUCUAGCCCCAGCUCCGUGCUCGGCUCUCUGGGCAGCUGCAGCCCCUCCGUCCCCUCCAGCCCUUCCUGCCACGGAGGUCCAGGAAAGGAGACAAACACGUGCAAAAACUCCGGGAAUCAAUCAGAGGCCCGAAGGGAAGUCUCGGUCACCUCAUCCCCAAUAUCAGAGGAGCUGACGGAGGAGGAGUCGCCGUGCCAUAACAACAACAAGGACAGCGCAACGGAUUCAAAGCAGAGGACCAGAUACCUGCAGAGAUCCUAUGGGGCUGAACUUCUGGCUUUGUAUAACCACCCGGGUGUGCGCGAGGGCGGUGUGGUAAAGUACUACACGGUCAAGGUACCGCUGCGGGUGCACGGCAGCGUCAACGGCGGCGGUGACGACAUCCGAGAGGUGGAGGCCAACUGGCUGGAUCACAUGACACAGCACUUUAACAAUGGAGCCUCGUUGGUCGACGGACACUUCCACCUGGGAAACAUUCAAGAUUUUCUUCACAAGUCGGUGGAAUGCGUCUUCGUGUUCCAGGAAGCGACCGAAGGCGAGGCCAACACGACCUACGACGCCAUUGUGGUGGAGCAGUGGACUGUCAUUGACGGUUUGCAGGUGAAGGCUGAUUAUGUUCCCCUGCUGCAGUCCUUAGCCAUGUACGGCUGGAGACUCACCUGUGUGCUGCCAACACCUGUCAUCAAGACCAACAGCGAUGGGAGUCUGGCAACCAAACAGAUUGUGUUCCUUCAGCGACCCGUCCUGGUCCGUAAGCGGAGGGAAUCCAAGAAACUGAUCUUCAAACCUCGUGGCAAGGCCAACAAGAACAGUAUCAAAAACAAAAAUAGGAAGCCCAAACCUAAACCGGAUAAAGACAUUAAGAUUCCCAAUUACAGGGAAAAGGUUGGAAAUGACGAAGAAGAGGGGAAGACCCGAGAGAGCAUGAAACCGAACGUGCAGGAUGGAAAAAUUGAAGACGAACGCGCCAUCAAGGUAGAAACUGGCCAAACGAAAGAGGAAGCAGCUGAAGUAGAAGAGCCAGAAAAGGAAAUGUCUGAACUUCACAAAGCAGGAUUGAUGGAGUCUUUGGAGAGGACAGACACCCAGGAAGUGAUAGAAACUGCUGCUGGGGUCGAAAACGAGGACAAGACCGCGGUCGAGCAGGAAGUUGAAGCUUUAGUGGAAAAUGGCGUGGAAAUGGAAGAUGAAAAUGAAUAUGAAGUAGACCAGAACCAAUGCAAGACUGAAGAAUUUGCCGUCCUAGACGUCACCGCCGGGGACAUGGUGGUAGAUUCGCAGCCCCCAACGAUGAAUGAAAUCCCACAAGAGUAGCCCAAAAUUGUGAAAACCCUACCUAUAAAACCUCAAACUCAAGAUAGGGUUCACACCGGCACAUUUUUGGAACUUGGAGCGUCAUAAGCUGCAACAACCUCUAAAACUAUCAUCUUUCGUCCACCAACUCUGCCGCAUAACCACACGUUGUGAAUGUACCAUGUAUCCUUGGAGGACCUGAAGGAACCAGAUGACGAUGAUAGGUCUACACCUAGAACUACAAUUUGCAGUCCGUUAGCUGGCCUGCAAACCCUCUGCAUUUGAAGGAAACGGGAGUGCUACAUGAUUGCUGUAUGUGGAAAACUGACAAUGUAUAUGGAUUACUUGUGGACUCUCGUUGAUCUCCGCUCGCUUUUGAAAAAAAAUAUCCAACAAGAUGACGAACCUAAAGUCAAAAGACAACGACAAAGAACACUGGCCAACCUCUAUUGUACUACUGACUGCCUAAAGACAGAAAAAACUGCUGAUUCGUUCAGUUCCACUUGAUUUGAAGUGUUGCUUUUGACGAGAGGGCCUACACUGGGGGAGGACUUUGUUUGCGACAGGCAAUCCAAAGUAGCGUCAAGAGAUCUUCGGAGCGAUACGACAAUGACGACUACACUCACCUUGCAUACAGAAUGUUCCGAAGAAGCGGAUGUGAAAUUCAUGGGAAUGUGAUGUAGGUUUUACCUUCCAGGAUGUAUUCCCAUUGAGUGUUUCUCAUCUGCCAAAAAAAAAAAAAAAAGUCUGUUGUACCUGUGAGCUAAAGAUUAGCAUUAUUUACAUUUGUGGUGUCCUUGCUGUGGGCGUGAUUUCAAAUACAAGGAGUCCUCGGUUUACAACCAAGUUAAGUGGCUCCAUAACAUUCUGUGAAUAUUUCAUUCUCAGGACAUUGAAUCGAUCGCAACUUGACUGGUCUGUUUGUCUUAGAAGACGUUUUGCCUUGGAUCCGAGCAGGCUUCAUCAGUUCAUGCAACAAGGCUUAGUUAGGACGCACUGGCCAGUGUUUGUGUGAAAGACUCAAAUAUUUAUGCUCCAACUUAGAGCCUCUAAAGUCCAGUUGCGAACGAUUAAAUGCCCUGAGAAUGGCUACAUAACACACAUUUGUAUGAAAGUCAGAAAACGUCCUGGUCUAUCACUAACCUAAAAUCAUAACUACAGUAAAUAUUAGUAAGAAAAAGAAUUCUACGCCAUGAAUAUAGAGUGUGAGCCCUGUAUAUGCACUGGAAAAGGCAGUGCUACACCCUGUGAGGAAAUACCUUAAUAUGAAAAUAGGAAAGUAGAGGAGCAGUAUUUACUGCCUUUUAAAAUCACUGUGAAUACCCUGGUCUUAAAUCAUUUUUGAGGUGUAUCCCCCCCCCGCUCUUAAAUUGAGGUCAAAUUGUAAAUUGUGUUUCACUUAAGAUGUUCUACCGUAAUACACAGCAUCCUUGGUUUACAACAACGUUUUGCUCUUACAGUGGCAAUGUAACCCGAUUUUGUACCAAAAGGUCUAUCACUAACCUACGCUAACACAGUAGUAAAGUCAGAAUUACAUUAAAAAUCUGUAUGAAGGCGGCACGGUGGACGACUGGUUAGAGCGUCUGCCUCACAGUUCUGAGGACCCGGGUUCAAUCCCCGGCCCCGCCUGUGUGGAGUUUGCACGUUCUCCCCGUGCCUGCGUGAGUUUUCUCCGGGAACUCCGGUUUCCUCCCACAUCCCAAAAACAUGCGUGAAUUGACAACUCUAAAUUGCCCGUAGGUGUGACUGUGAGUGCGACUGGUUGUUUGUUUGUAUGUGCCCUGCGAUUGGCUGGCGACCAGUUCAGGGUGUACCCCGCCUCCUGCCCGAUGACAGCUGGGAUAGGCUCCAGCACGCCCGCGAGGGACCCUCGUGAGGAGAAGCGGCUCAGAAAUAGAAAAUGGAUCUGUAUGAAAUACACUUGUGAGCCGUAAUUAUAUAAAAAAAUCAAAUGCAAAACAGUAAGUAUGGCGCUAAUUGACGUAUUAUCAUGCCGCUGCACAAACUAGUUCAUUGCACGCCAUUCUUAAACC